AAAUAUUCUCUAUGAAACUGUUAAAUAUGAAACUGAUCUUUAGCUGAAAAUCCCUGUAAAAAACAUCUCAAGCCCGGCCAGACAAUGAAUCUAUCAUCGUGGUUUCGCCGCAGUGUUUCAGAGAACAGUAAAAACUGCAAAAACCCAGAUCCACAGCAACCCACCGAACACGAAGAAACGGAUGAAUUUAUGGGAGUUAGCCAACAAUUAAUCGAUUAUGUCAAGUCUUUCACUUUAGAUACCUUCAAGAACUUCCCUAUCCAAGAUAAUGGUUCCAUUGAAACCCAAACUUCUUCUAAUGUCCGUAAUGAUCUUUCUGAUUGGCAACAGCGGCAUGCUGUCUUAGUACUUUCAAAAGUGAAGGAACUCUCACGGCUUAGAUUCAAGCUAUGCCCUCGCCAUUUGAAGGAGGAACAAUUUUGGAGGAUAUAUUUCAUGCUUGUCAAAAGCCAUGUUUCUGAAUAUGAGCUGCAUGCUAUACAACGGGCUAAACAGAAGAGCCAUGCUAUGACAAAUGAGAAAACAUCAGAUACCGGUGCCUAUGAAGUUGAAAUGGCAGAAAGAAAUCAUGCAGGUAAAGAGCAGGUAAAAUCUAUUUAGCAACGGCACUGCAAAGUAUGCUCAUUUCGAGUGGUAAAUUGAUCAUCUUCUACUGUCAUCUUGAGACGUGAACUCGCAUUUGACUGCUACUGAAGUAAAUUUAAUGCAUAUCAGGAAGUGUACAACCACUAAAUUCACAUGUUGAAGAAGUCCUAUGAUUCUCUAUAGGCUGCAUCUUAAGCA
Messenger RNA from Hibiscus syriacus, 783 nucleotides. RefSeq lists its product as uncharacterized. Lineage: Eukaryota; Viridiplantae; Streptophyta; Magnoliopsida; Malvales; Malvaceae. The transcript is spliced from 4 exons. Bases 85 to 600 code for a protein of 171 amino acids. The record is from RefSeq and is a predicted model, not a curated record.